AUGCCCAUUAUCGAAGAUCCAAACAAUCCAGAUGCUCCAUUUCAAUGUGAUUCCGCACCAAUUCUACUCUAUCUGGAUGCUAAAUAUCCACAAUCAUCAAUAUCACUUUUUCCAUCGUCAUCAUCUGGCCAACGUCAAAGUGUCAUUGACAUGUGUCUUCGUCUCGAUUCAGAAUUAGGUCUUUAUACACGUCGCUUAGCCUACGUUCAAUUGUUCAACGAGAAAAUGAGCGUAAUCUCGAUUCUUCUCGGUGAAAAGUUUCGAUGGGCCUAUAAUCCCAAUGAUAUUCGUUCUCGUUUAAUUAGUCCUUUUGUUGCUUGCUUCAUGAUAGCUCGAUAUCGACUUCAUCGCAUUGACGAAGAGCACAUACGAGAAAAAACUGAACGAAUACUUUUAGAGAUUGUCGAUCGUUUACGUACGCACGAUUAUCUGAUUGGUGAGCAAUUCUCGGCGGCCGAUCUAACGUUUUGUUCGCUUGUCAAACCAGCCAUGCACGUAUCAUAUUUUCAUGAUGAUCCUCGAUUUCAAGUUAUUUUUGAUUAUCACGAACAAAUUCGACAAAACAAAAUUUAUGCACCAUCAACUGACGAACAAGAAACACUUGAAUUCAAGAUACCAUCAUCAUCAUAUAAUGAACAACAGCCACGAGAGGCAUUCAAUGAUCAACGAAUUACAAACAACCAGUCAAUAUGGUCAAUGGUAACAUUUCUGGUCCGAUAUUUGUGUCAUCUCUAUUUUACAAUUCCUGGUCAAGCUGCACAUCUGAAGUAA
This is a messenger RNA of Rotaria sp. Silwood2, 771 nucleotides long. The record is from the annotation of a GenBank genome assembly. Lineage: Eukaryota; Metazoa; Rotifera; Eurotatoria; Philodinida; Philodinidae.